AUGGAGGCAGUUAGCUCUUCUAAUGGGUAUCCAUCCAUGCAAUGGGAUUCUGCUUUAGAUAUUCCUUUGAAGGCAUCUGAAGAAGUUGUUAGUAUUGACUUAGAGACAGACUUACCAGAAGAUCCAGCAGAUUUAAGAACUUUAUUGGUUGAAGAAAGUUCUGACAAAGAACACUGGCUUACUAUUGCUGUUGCCUAUUGUAAUCAAGGAAAAAUUGAUGAAGGUAUCAAAUUGAUUGAGAUGGCAUUGGAAACUUUUCAAAACGUUGAGAAGGCACCACUGCAUACAUUUUUAACUUGGGCUCAUUUGAAGAAGGCUAAAGAAACCUCUGUCAAUAAGGAAGAGAAAAAUCAGGAAUUGAAUCAAGCGGAGAUGCACUUGAAGGAUGCUAUCGGUUUUGAUCCUACAUGGGUUGGUAAUAUGUUAGCUACUAUUGAUUUGUAUUAUGAAAGAAACCAAUAUGAUAAAGCUUUGGAAACCACGGAUAUUUUCAUGAAAGGUAUUGCUACAGAAGAUCAUAGACAUGGUAGAACUACAAAACCUAAUUGUUUCUUUAUUUUGAUUAGAGCUAAGCUAUUGUACCAAAAAAAUAAUUAUCUAGCAAGUUUAAGAUUAUUCCAAGAAUUAUUGGUUUUGAAUCCUGUCUUGCAACCAGAUCCUCGUAUUGGUAUUGGUUUGUGUUUUUGGCAAUUGAAAGAUUAUAAAAUGGCCAUCAAAUCUUGGAAAAGAGCUCUAGAAUUGAAUCCUAAGGACAAAAGUGCAGAAAUUUUGGUCUUACUUGGUGAUUUCCACAAGUCGUUAACUGAAUCUUCAAACGAUAAUCAAUUUUCUGAUUACUACACUGAAGCAUUGAAAAAUCUAAACAAUUUAUAUUCUAAUAAUAAAGAAAACCCGGUUUUGUUAACUCUGCUUCAAAGUUACUUCUAUUUUAAAGGUGACUACAAGGCCGUUUUAGACAUCCAUGAAAAUAAAAUAUCAAAAGUUGCUAGUAUAACGACAAACUCUGUGUUAUCUGAUAGUGCAUUUUGGUGUGCUAGAGCACACUACUCUUUACAUGAUUAUCGUAAGGCAUUUACUAUGUUUCAAGAAAGUUUAAGAAAAAAUGAGGAUAAUCUUUUGGCUAAAUUUGGUCUAGGUCAAACUCAAUUCAAAACAAAUCUACUUGAAGAAAGUAUUUUGACAUUCGAAAAUCUAUAUAAGUCUUUCGAAGGUAUACAGGAAUUGAAUUAUAUUUUGGGUUUAUUAUAUUCUGGUAAGGUUUUAAAUUUAUCGAAUAUUUUACCACAUUCUGAGAGUCAAAAACUGAUUGCAAAAUCAAUCCAAUAUUUGGAAAAAUAUGUCAAAUUAACCACUACCAAAAAGAAUCAAUUAGUAAUCCCAAAAGCUUAUCUAAUUCUUUCAGAGUUAUAUGAAAUCCAGAAUAACUAUAAGCAAUCGCUGGAAUACUUGACAAAGGCCAUGGAAGAUGCUAAAGCAAUUAACAAGGAUGAAAUACCAUUUGAAAUUUUAAACAACAUAGGUUGCUUCUAUUUUAUAACUGGUGAUAGUAAUAAAGCUAUAGAAUAUUUUGAAUUUGCAAAAGAAAGAUUAAAGGUUUAUGAUAUUGACACUAAGCCUUCGGAAGUAACACUUUCGUAUAAUAUUGCAAGAACCACAGAAACUACAGAUAUUUCAAAGGCUAAUUCUAUGUAUGAGGAUAUUUUAGGUCGUCAUCCUGAUUACAUCCAUCUAAAAGUAAGAUCUUUAAUUGCUAAGUUUAUGAUUAACGGUGGUAAAGAUGGUGUUUCUAUAGAGGGUGAAGUGGAGAAUUUAAUGAAAGAUAAUUCUUCAGAUUUGGAAGUUCGUUCUUUUUACAGUUGGUUUUUGAAAAAUGACAUGAAGGACACUGCAAACUUUGACGAAAAGAAGUAUGUGAAGAAUCAAGAAAUUGAAACUAAUAAUAAUAAGGAAACCUUGGUUAAAUUUAAUUCACAUGAUGUAUUUGCUUUAAACUCAAUGGGUAACUUCUAUAAUUAUCUUGCCAAGGAAAAUAAGAGAAAUCCAGAAAAGGCUAAACAAUAUUACUUGAAAAGUAUUCAAUUGUUCCAAAAGGCCUUACAAGUGGAUCCAUUGAAUGUAUUUGCAGCUCAAGGUUUGGCAAUAAUAUUUGCUGAGUGUAAGAGAUUAGGUCCUUCUUUGGAGAUUUUAAGGAAAAUUAGAGACUCCUUGGAUACUGAAGAUGUUCAUCUAAAUUUGGCAAAUUGUUUAUUGGAAAUGCAUGAAUAUGCGAAAGCUAUUGAAGAAUAUGAAUUCAUUCUAAAAAGAUUUUUGGAUUCAAAAAAUAGUGCAAAAAUUUACAACUUAUUGGGUAGAACCUGGUAUGCUAGAGGUAAUAAAGAAAAAUCUCACGACUGUUACAAAAAAUCAUUGAAAAAUGCUGAAACAGCAUUAAAAAUGGAAACAGAAAAAGAGAAUGGUACUGCUAGAGGCUCGAAAAUUAUGAGUUUUAAAUAUAAUGUUGCUUUAUUACAUUUUCAAAUUGCAGAAACAUUGAGAAGAGCUGAUGUUAGGGACCGUACAGUAGAAGAUGUGACCAAUGCAUUAGAAGGUUUACAAGUAGCUUUAAUUAUGUUGAAGGAUAUCAAAGAUCAGGAAUUCAAAUUAAUUGCUAAAGAUGAGCUUGAACAACGUAUUCAAUUAGGUGAGACCACCAUGAAGAGUGCCUUAGAACGUUGUAAAAUUGAACAAGAGCAAUAUGAACAAGAACAAUCCAAUAAAUUGGAUGAAGCACGUAAGAUCUUGGAAGAAAAUGAGCAAAAAAAAUUGGAAAGAAUUGAGAAGGAAAAGGAAAUUGAACGUGCUAGAUUGGAAAAGAAGAGAGAAGAGUUCUUGAAACUUCAAGAAGAGGCACAAAAGAUAAUAGAGGAACGUGAAUCAGCUAUUGUCAAUGAGCCAAGUAGUGAUGAAGACAGGGAUCAAGAAGAUUAUGAAAAUGUCGAAGAGAAGUCUGCUAAAAAGGCUAAAAGAAAGAGAUCAAGUACAUCAGAAGGAAAGACCAAGAAGAGAAAAGCCAACAAGCCCAAGGAAGGAGAAGAUGAUGAAGACGAAGUCAUUUCAAAAACCAAUGGUAGAAGAGGUAAGAAAUCAGUAUUAUCAGAAGAAUUCAUUGCUACAAGUGAUGAAGAAGAUGAUGUUGUUUCAGACCAAGGAAAUGAAGAAGAAGAAAAAGAAGCGCAUAAUACUGGUUCCUCGGAUAAUGAUGAUGAUUUGUUCUAA
Molecule: messenger RNA, 3255 nt
Organism: Vanderwaltozyma polyspora DSM 70294
Lineage: Eukaryota; Fungi; Ascomycota; Saccharomycetes; Saccharomycetales; Saccharomycetaceae
Gene: CTR9
Product: Ctr9p
Exons: 1
Coding region: 1-3255 (1084 amino acids)
Biological process (GO): regulation of DNA-templated transcription
Cellular component (GO): Cdc73/Paf1 complex
Molecular function (GO): RNA polymerase II complex binding
Source: RefSeq, a predicted model, not a curated record